AUGGCUGAAAAUGACGGAAUGAAGCCGAUACCAUGGCAUCUGGGCGUAUUUGAUGCGCAUUGCCACCCCACCGACACGCUGUCCAGCUUGCAGUCCAUCCCCACCAUGCAGGCGAAAGUCUUGACCGUCAUGGCCACAAGAGCACAGGAUCAAGAGCUCGUCGCCAACGCGGCCGAGGAAUUCGGUGUUACAGAGUCAGAAGCAGCCGGUUUCGAGAUGGACUGGAGGUAGGUCGGGCCAGAGAGGUAUUCCUGCCGCCUUCAUCCCACUGGCUGGAGCUGACGCUGUGCACAGAAAGGAGCACAAGAUCAUACCCGCUUUCGGCUGGCAUCCUUGGUUCUCCCAUCAAAUGUUCGAUGAGACCGAAUAUGACGGAUCCGUCGUGCUCAGUGCAGAACACAUGAGAGCACAUUACCAGAGCGUCCUCACGCCCAAGCCGGAAGACAGCGACUUCAUCCACGCUCUUCCACAUCCUCGCCCUUUGGGAGAAUUCCUCCAUCAGACCAGAGAAUACCUCCAACGCUUCCCCUUGGCACUGGUUGGUGAAGUUGGACUGGAUCGCUCUUUCCGUAUACCAGAAACGUGGUUGCCGGGUGAAGCGGAGCACCGCGAUGACGCCCUCACUCCAGGAGGGCGAGAAGGUAGGAAGUUGAGCUCUUACAGCGUCAGCAUGACCCACCAGAAGAAGGUCCUAUCUGCACAGCUACACCUUGCCGCCGAGAUGCAGCGAGCUGUGUCGGUGCACGGUGUAGCGGCUCAUGGCCACGUUUACGACACUGUCGCGCAGACCUGGAAAGGCCAUGAACGGAAAGUCUCCAAGAGAGACAGAAAGCGAGCAGAGGCAACAGCAAAGCUGCACGCGAACCCUCCCGAAGCUGGAGAUGAGGUCGAAGCGGCGUCUGGGUCAAAGCCAUAUCCACCUCGGAUAUGUCUGCACUCUUUCUCAGGACCCGCCGAGACUGUCAAACAAUACAUCGCACCAUCAGUGCCGUGUGACGUCUUCUUCAGCUUCAGUACGACCAUAAACUCGUGGUCGGAUUCCGGCAAUGGUAAGGUCGAGGCUGCUGUGAAGGCUGUCCCGGAUGAUCGCAUACUCGUGGAGAGUGACCUGCACACAGCCGGAGACCGUAUGGACGAGUACCUUGGCGACAUUGUGCGGAAGCUAUGUAGCGUCAAAGGAUGGGAGCUCGAGGAUGGCGUUCGUAGACUUGGAUGUAAUUGGCGCAGGUUCGUAUUUGGCAAUACGUGA
Molecule: messenger RNA, 1249 nt
Organism: Lecanosticta acicola
Lineage: Eukaryota; Fungi; Ascomycota; Dothideomycetes; Mycosphaerellales; Mycosphaerellaceae
Source: the annotation of a GenBank genome assembly